Molecule: messenger RNA, 1059 nt
Organism: Pistacia vera
Lineage: Eukaryota; Viridiplantae; Streptophyta; Magnoliopsida; Sapindales; Anacardiaceae
Product: OVARIAN TUMOR DOMAIN-containing deubiquitinating enzyme 2-like
Exons: 9
Coding region: 223-849 (208 amino acids)
Biological process (GO): protein deubiquitination; endoplasmic reticulum unfolded protein response
Cellular component (GO): nucleus; cytosol
Molecular function (GO): cysteine-type deubiquitinase activity
Source: RefSeq, a predicted model, not a curated record
GUUUUAUGUGUGUUCACGAAGGAGAGUUUUCGUAUAUUCUUGGCGGGUUUUAAUUAGCAAGUUCUUCUGUUUAGUUUUUGAUCUUCUUUUAUAUAUUCUAUGUUACUAUGGUUCUAUUCUGAGGUUACAGAAGUUGUGAAAUUUGAGAUUUUUUAUGUGUUUAUUUGGUUAUCCUUUUUAUAUAAUUAAAGGGUGUUUUUCAGGCGCAUAUAUCCUUGUAAGAUGGACGGGAUUAUAGUUAGAAGGGUGAUUCCCUCGGACAACAGUUGCCUUUUUAAUGCUGUUGGAUAUGUUAUGGACCAUGACAAAAAUAAAGCUCCAGAAUUGAGACAGGUUAUAGCGGCAACUGUGGCAAGUGAUCCUGUAAAAUAUUCCGAAGCUUUUCUUGGAAAGCCAAACGAAGAGUAUUGUUCCUGGAUUCAGGACUCAGAGAAGUGGGGAGGUGCCAUUGAACUCUCCAUAUUAGCGGAUUAUUAUGGACGUGAAAUUGCAGCAUAUGAUAUUCAGACCACUAGAUGUGAUUUAUAUGGCCAGGAAAAGAAGUAUUCUGAAAGAGUUAUGCUGAUCUAUGACGGGCUUCAUUAUGAUGCUUUAGCUACGUCUCCAUUUGAGGGAGCUCCGGAGGAGUUUGAUCAGACUAUAUUUGCUGUGCGGAAAGACAGGACCAUUGGGCCAGCUGAGGGACUUGCUCAUAAUUUUGUUAAGGAGCAACAAAGGAAAAGGAGUUACACGGACACUGCCAACUUCACUUUGCGUUGUGGAGUAUGCCAAAUUGGCGUCAUUGGCCAGAAGGAGGCUGUGGAGCAUGCUCAAGCAACGGGCCAGGCUAAUUUUCAGGAAUAUAGAUAACAGUAAGCAUUUGAGAAACCGUCGUAAACCGACCCAUUUUGUUUCAGUGAACUCUUUGACAUCAGAAUUCACUGGCUUGCUGAAGAACUAAUAAACGUUUUACUGUUACCUUUGGAAUUGUUGUAGAAAUAUUAGUGCUGUAUGAUUGAAAAAAUGUACUACUUUCUAUUCUGGAAUUAUGUUACAAAAUCAAAAGUUAAUUACCUGUUA